AGUUUUGUUUGUUCGAAAAUUGGAUAAUUAUGUAUCGAUUUUACCGUGUUUGUGUGGGCCAUUGGAUCACUUCGAAUGCAGGUAGGAAUUCUCUUAUUUCUACAUUAAAUACCACGACUAUCGCCGCUAGGGAAAAUUCUUAUGAUACUAUUCGGCCACGUAGAGCGAUACUUUACGUUCCAGGACAUGACAGAAGAAAAAUAGAAAAGUUGCAUAGCCUUAAACUAGACUGCGCUGUACUUGAUUGCGAAGAUGGCGUUGCUGUUAACAAGAAAUCUGAAGCUCGACGUGUAAUAAGUGAAAUUGCUUCCACUCAUAAUUUUGGUAAAACUGAAUUUGCAGUCAGAAUUAACUCUCUCGACAGUGGUUUAGCAGGUGACGAUUUGGAUGAGAUUUUGACAUCUAAGAAAAUUCCUGAUACAUUAAUGGUGCCAAAAGUAGAUAGUGUAAAGCAUGUAGAGUGGAUAAAUGACACACUUAAAGUGCAUUGGAAGUCACUAAAUCUUCAGAAUAAAAUAAGCCUUAUACUUUUCAUUGAAACUGCCAAAGGUUUAUUAGAUCUGAGAAAGAUAUGUGAAAGAGCAGUUAACCUUUCCCAAGAUAGUAUAUUUAGAUUCGAGGGUCUUGUGUUUGGAUCAGAUGAUUUCUGCGCUGAUAUUGGUGCUACACGUAGCGAAGAUGCUGUAGAAGUUCUUACUGCAAGACAGAUUAUUGUUUUUACGUCAAAAGCUUUUAGGCUUCAAGCGAUAGACAUGGUGUACAUUAAUUAUAAAGAUCUGAUUGGUCUAGCUAAAUCUGCUAAAGAAGGCGCAGACAUGGGCUUCACUGGGAAGCAAGUUAUUCAUCCAAGCCAAGUGACUGUUGUACAAAAAGCUUUUUAUCCAUCUCCUGAGAAAAUUGCAUGGGCCAAAGAACUGAUAACACUAUUUAAGCGACAUCAGAAGGACGGUAAAGGAGCAUUUAACUUCCGUGGUUCCAUGAUUGAUAAACCUCUGUUAUUGCAAGCUGAGAAUAUCGUAAAAGUAACAGAAUCUCUCGAUGAAUAACUAAAUUUAUAUAGUUUUCCUUAUACAUCCUGUAAAAUGUAUUUUUGCAUCAUAUUGUAGAAAAUCUGGGGAAAAUAUUUUAUUACUUACAUAAUUUUAAGAAGAGUUUUGAUAUUUUUAAUAAAUAUUUUAAUACUUAUGGUUCAUGAAA
This is a messenger RNA of Stegodyphus dumicola, 1197 nucleotides long. Its product is annotated as citramalyl-CoA lyase, mitochondrial-like. Gene Ontology annotation, biological process: regulation of cobalamin catabolic process. The record is from RefSeq and is a predicted model, not a curated record. NCBI's taxonomy places the organism in Eukaryota, Metazoa, Arthropoda, Arachnida, Araneae, Eresidae. Gene Ontology annotation, molecular function: (S)-citramalyl-CoA lyase activity.